This is a messenger RNA of Chinchilla lanigera (long-tailed chinchilla), 2657 nucleotides long. It is a transcript of the gene Prkag2, whose product is annotated as protein kinase, AMP-activated, gamma 2 non-catalytic subunit. The record is from RefSeq and is a predicted model, not a curated record. NCBI's taxonomy places the organism in Eukaryota, Metazoa, Chordata, Mammalia, Rodentia, Chinchillidae.
GAGCGAGAGGAGCUCAUGGUGUUUCUGUUUAAGAACGAAAGAAAAUGGCGUCCUCCAGGCGCCCACCCGUUGCCGUGGACGGCAAGUACGCUGGUCUCCAGGAGGUGGCUCCUGCCGCUCAGAGCUGGAGCUGACCUGAGUUCCUUUGCCAUGCCGCUCCUCGAUGGAGACCUGGACAGCGAGAAGCACCCCUCCCGUAAGGUGGACAGCCCCCUCGGCUCGGGCAGCCCCUCCAGAGGGCUGUUCUCCAGAGGCCCCCCGGCCCGGCCGUCCAGCCCCGUGUCUGCUCCCGUGCGACCCAAGACCAGCCCGGGCUCCCCCAAAACCGUGUUCCCAUUCUCCUACCAGGAGUCCCCGCCCCGCUCGCCACGCCGUAUGAGCUUCAGUGGGAUCUUCCGGUCCUCGUCCAAAGAGUCUUCACCCAACUCCAACCCGUCUACCUCACCCGGGGGCAUCAGGUUCUUCUCCCGCGCCAGAAAAACCUCCAACGUCUCCUCUUCCCCGUCCACGCCCACCCAAGUGACCAAGCAGCACACGUUUCCGCUCGAGUCCUACAAGCAGGAGCCGGAGCGCCUGGAGAACCGCAUCUAUGCCUCCUCGCCGCCAGACACGGGCCAGCGCUUCUGCCUGGCCUUCCAGAGCCCAGCCCGGCCGCCGCUGGCCUCCCCGACGCACCACGCCACGCCCAGAACUCAGAAGACUCAGAAAGUGGCGUUUACAUGCGGUUCAUGAGGUCACACAAGUGCUAUGACAUCGUUCCAACUAGUUCGAAGCUUGUUGUCUUUGAUACUACGUUACAAGUGAAAAAAGCCUUUUUUGCUUUGGUAGCCAACGGUGUCCGGGCAGCGCCACUGUGGGAGAGUAAAAAGCAGAGUUUUGUAGGAAUGCUGACAAUCACCGAUUUCAUAAAUAUACUGCAUAGAUACUAUAAAUCACCCAUGGUGCAGAUUUAUGAAUUAGAGGAACAUAAGAUUGAAACGUGGAGGGAGCUGUAUUUACAAGAAACAUUUAAGCCUUUAGUGAAUAUAUCUCCAGAUGCAAGCCUCUUCGAUGCUGUACACUCGUUGAUCAAAAAUAAAAUCCACAGAUUGCCAGUCAUUGACCCUAUCAGUGGGAAUGCACUUUAUAUCCUUACCCACAAAAGAAUCCUCAAGUUCCUCCAGCUUUUUAUGUCCGACAUGCCAAAGCCCGCCUUCAUGAAGCAGAACCUGCAGGAGCUGGGGAUAGGAACCUACCGCAACAUUGCCUUCAUCCACCCGGACACGCCCAUCAUCAAAGCCCUGAACAUAUUCGUGGAGAGACGGAUAUCGGCGCUGCCCGUGGUGGACGAGUCAGGAAAAGUUGUAGAUAUUUAUUCCAAAUUUGAUGUAAUUAAUCUUGCUGCUGAGAAAACCUACAACAACCUGGACAUCACAGUGACGCAGGCUCUGCAGCACCGGUCGCAGUAUUUCGAGGGCGUCGUGAAGUGCAGUAAGCUGGAGACACUGGAGACCAUCGUGGACAGGAUAGUGAGGGCCGAGGUCCAUCGGCUGGUGGUGGUAAAUGAGGCCGACAGUAUCGUGGGCAUCAUUUCUCUGUCCGACAUCCUGCAAGCCCUGAUCCUCACACCAGCAGGUGCCACGCCAAAGGAGACGGAAACAGAAUGACCCCAUGAAUGUCCCGCCUUCGCAGGAGAGCUUGACGUCCCGGCUCACAUUUGCCUCACGAACACCCGCUGUGACAGAGGAGAGGAAAACGGCUCAGAAUGUGUGUCAGGGUUUAGCGAUGGGUAUUUUUUUCCAGUGAUGUAAGCAUAAAAAAAAAUGAUUUUCUGUGCUCGAAGAUGCAAGCUUGCGUUGAGAGACUGUUCUCAAACCUGCGUCUGAAGGGCUCAAAUGCUGUCUGUCAUUAAAGUGCACUGUGUCCUGAAGGUCUCCUCACUUUUCAUUUCAAAGAACGCACUGGUUCGGGCCAGGUGGUGCGACCCGGGGGAGUGCACGACACUCAGACCCGGUGCCUCGUGUCCGCCCCCCGCGUGAGCGCCCGCGAGGCCGAGCUGCGCGUGGAGAAGCCUCUGACCGCGCCGGACUUGCGAGGGGUCGCAGGCCAGAUAUAAAUAAUCACUUCGCAACGUCAGUGACACUUUCCUGUUUGAAGUGUUCUUCUUCUGAGCUACCAUGUGAACGAGGCUGCUUGACAACAGCUCUAUUUAUUUUUAUUUCCGUGCAGGGGUUUUUUUAUGUCGUGUUUUUUUUUUUUUUUAAGCGUAUCUUUUGAUGGGGAAACUUCACCGCGUCCAUUAAUAAACUCCUGGUUGCUGUUUGAAAAUGGCCAACUUCUCAUAAUUUAAGGGACGUGGCAGGAGAUGAUUUCUAAAAGAGCAACCAUGGGGUUCUUAGAAGCAAGUGUGGAAAAGGGGAACCAAGUGCCGGAGAUGUUUGGGUUGUUUUGUUUUGUUUUGUGUUUUGUUUUGGUAAAAUCAUGACGUUCCCAGGACCGCUGAAGAGAUUGUACAUCGUUGUGUGCGCACAGUACUGUCAUGCCGUUGAAGGAAUCCAGGGUUUCCUCUGGUGAGUGCUUGGCAAAUGUUGACACUGUAUAAAUACGGGGAGAGUUUGAGAUUUUUGUUUUUUGAAUUUUUUUGAGAUUGAAAAAUUAAAAUAAAUCCUACUAUCGAC